AUGAAUCUUAUAUUACGAGUUCUUUUAUUCGUACCGGUAAUAUUAGCCUAUAUAGGUGAAUACGGUCGUUCCAGGAUGGCAAGCAUUUUACAAGAAAAUAAACUCGCUUAUAGCAGUUUGUUCCCCACAGAAUGGAAAAACUCGAAAACAAAUGCAGCAGAAGAACGAGAAAACGAGGAUAUGCUCUCAAACAUUUUAGCAUCAGGCGGAAAGAGGGCAUAUAAUGACUUGGUCGAGAAAAUUCAUGAGUUGGAUCGAAAUAACAGAAAGGCCAAGAAAGCGGACGAAAACGUUUUGAACUUAACAUGUUGGAUUUAUGAUGAAGAUAAUUGCACCAAAAAAAAUAAUAACAAAGAAUUGAACGGAGUAUUAGAGUCAGAUCCUGGUUUUCUCAUGGAAAGAGCGAAACAUUACGCUUAUUUGGAUCGGAAGUUCACAAUAUAG
Molecule: messenger RNA, 444 nt
Organism: Vavraia culicis subsp. floridensis
Lineage: Eukaryota; Fungi; Microsporidia; Pleistophoridae
Exons: 1
Coding region: 1-444 (147 amino acids)
Source: RefSeq, a predicted model, not a curated record